Molecule: messenger RNA, 2010 nt
Organism: Tribolium madens (black flour beetle)
Lineage: Eukaryota; Metazoa; Arthropoda; Insecta; Coleoptera; Tenebrionidae
Product: equilibrative nucleoside transporter 3-like
Exons: 8
Coding region: 645-1943 (432 amino acids)
Biological process (GO): nucleoside transmembrane transport
Cellular component (GO): plasma membrane
Molecular function (GO): nucleoside transmembrane transporter activity
Source: RefSeq, a predicted model, not a curated record
UAUUCGUCGCAAAACAAAAAUAAUACCUCGUCAUUUUUCUCAAUUAGAACCAUUUUUUUUAUUUUGAUUCGUCGUAAAACAGGCAUAAAACCUCGCCAUUUUUUUGUUAACUAGAAACAAACUUUAUUUUUACUCGUCGCAAAACAGGCAUACACCCUCAUCGUUUUUCUUGUAAACUCAAUUCUUUAUUGAUCAUAAAACAAGAAUAAAACCCCAUCGUUUGAUCAUAAAACAGGCAUAAAACUCCUCCUUUUUUCUUAGCAACUAGACACAAAUUUUACGUUUUUAUUCGUCACAAAACAGGCAUAAAACCUCGCUAUUUUUCUCGUCAACUAGCAACAAUUUUUUUAUUUUCAUUCGUCGCAAAACGGGCAUAAAACCUUGACGUUUUCCUCGUCUAAACUCUUUAUUGAUCAUAAAAACACGCAUAUACCCCGCCAUUUGAUCAUAAAACAGACAUAAACCCCUAGAUUUUUCUUAGCACUAGACACAAAUUUGAUCUUUUUAUUCGUCGUGAAACGGGCAUAAAACCUCGCCGAUUUCCUCGACAACUAGAUACAAAUACAAAUUUUAUCUUAUCUUAUCACAUUUUGACAUGAUCUCAACCGAGAAAAAUCUGACACCGGUUAAGACACGAGCAAAUAAUGACACGCGAAGAAGAAGACAAUGGAGGCCCCACCGACCAGAUGCUCUCCACCGAAAACCCCCCCGACAAGAUGGAGGAUAAGUACCACAUGGCAAUUGUUUUGUUUUACUCUCUUGGGGUGGCUUCCGUCAUUCCCACCCACUUUUUUCCCACUGCCACCGACUACUGGAUGUAUAAAUUUCGGGACCCGGACUUUCACGGUAAUUACACGGAACAGAACAGGACCGGAAUGCAAGCCGAAUUCGUCGCCGACUAUUCCAUAGUGUCCAAUGUGAGCAAUGUGUGUUUUUUGGUCGUCACUAUUAUUUUUUUGAAGAGAUUAAGUCUAGUGAAACGGAUUAUGGGGGCGCUGUGUGGCGCUCUAGUUAUGUUUGCGAUCACCUGUGUGUUUGUACAGGUUGAUACGGACGAGUGGCAGCGCGGUUUUUUCAUCGCAACUUUAGUGAUCGGCUUCCUCCUGACAGGUUUUUGCGCCGUCUUCAUGGUGUCACUUUUCCAACUCGUGACCCGCUUCCCGCCGGUUUAUCUCGCCGCCAUGCUUUCGGGCCACUCACUCUGUGGUAUUUUCGCUGCGCUCGUUCAAAUUUUCUCGCUAAGUAUCGGCGCUAGCUCAAAAACCAGCGGUUUAACCUAUUUUUCCAUCGGAAUGUUUUUCAUUUUCCUGACACUAACCGGUUUCAUCGCAACUUUGAAUAAAUCACAAUUUUUUAAUUACCACAUUACGAAAGAAGUCGAAACGGUUAAACCGAAAAUGACGAAAAAUUUGUUUUUAUCGGUUUUGAACAAGGUUAAGUAUUAUUUGGGUUCCAUGAUAAUUGUCUUGGGGUGCACGAUUAUGCUACAUCCGGGGUUGUUAUCACUCGUCGUCUCGGUUGGUAAAGGAAACGGGAAGAAAUGGAACGAUGUGUUUUUUGUACCAGUCAUCACGUUUCUACUACAUUUUUCAUUCGACUACAUGGGCAGGGAAGUCGCAGGAUAUUGGAAAAAACCCAAAAGUGGUCUAAUAAUUUUCAUAGCAAGCCUCCUCCGAGCGUGUUUUGUUCCAAUGUUUAUGCUAUGUAAUGCCCAACCCCGAAGCCACCUACCGGUCAUUUUCGACCAAGAUUAUGCCUACAUAAUUUUUGUUAUUAUUUUCGCUUUCACGAAUGGAUAUCUAGUCAACUUGUGCGUCAUCCACAUACCACUUGCCACUGAAGAGGAGGAAAAGCCUUUAGCCAUGAUUUUAAUUAUUAUAUUCAUGAUAGUCAGCCUUGGCGCUUGCUCGUUUAUAAGCUCGGCUCUUGUAAAAUCGCUUUAACAAUUUUUUCUACUACUGUGAUUAAAAAUGUACUUUUUUAAAUAAAUUUUAAGAGUAAGUAAAAAAA